This is a messenger RNA of Pipistrellus nathusii (Nathusius's pipistrelle), 2352 nucleotides long. The record is from the annotation of a GenBank genome assembly. Lineage: Eukaryota; Metazoa; Chordata; Mammalia; Chiroptera; Vespertilionidae.
AUGAUUAAUUUAGCGGAAUCAGGGGCAAGCCUGGCUGCGAUUAUGAAGCAUUCUCUGUUUCGUACGGAGCAGAGUUUACUGGCAGAACUGGAUGCUAUUAUGGGGAAGAAGGGGACGAGGAUCAUCAUUUGGAACCUUAGAAGCUACAAAAGUGCAACGGAGUUUGAUUUUGAGAAGGAUAAAUAUGACAUCAGAAUUCCAGAGGAUUUAGAUGAGACAACAGGGAAGAAAGGGUACAAGAAGCAAGAGAGGAUGGACCAAAUCGCCCCAGAAAGUGACUACUCCCUGCGGGCUUACUGCAGUAUAUUAUAUCUAAAGCCAAGAAUGCAGAUCAUCUUACGUGGACAGAAAGUGAAGACACAACUAGUUUCGAAGAGUCUUGCUUACAUUGAGCACGAUGUUUAUCGACCAAAGUUUCUAACGAGAACAGUGAAAAUUACUUUCGGAUUCAACUGCAAAAAUAAAGAACAUUAUGGGAUAAUGAUGUAUCAUAAAAACAGACUCAUCAAAGCUUAUGAAAAAGUUGGAUAUCAGUUAAAGGCAAACAACAUGGGUGUUGGAGUGGUGGGAAUUAUAGAGUGUAAUUUCCUAAAGCCAACUCAUAAUAAGCAAGAUUUCGACUAUACUAAUGAGUACAGGCUUACAAUACUAGCACUGGGAGAUAAACUGAAUGAUUACUGGAAUGAAAUGAAAGUGAAGAAAAAUGCAGAAUACCCUCUAAAUUUGCCUGUUGAAGAUAUACAGAAGCGUCCUGAUCAGACAUGGGUUCAGUGUGAUUCCUGUCUAAAGUGGCGAAAAUUACCGGAUGGGAUAGAGCAUCUCCCAGAGAAAUGGUAUUGCUCCAAUAACCCUGACCCGCAGUUCAGAAAUUGUGAUGUUCCAGAAGAACCUGAAGAUGAAGAUUUGGUGCAUCCGACUUAUGAAAAAACCUACAAGAAGAGAGACAAGGACAGAUUCAGGAUCAGACAACUGGAGAGGAUCCCUCAGAUUGAUACUGAACUGUUGUUUCGAACAAUUUCUUUGCCAAGUCAAAGUUUUUCUCCCGCGAAGGACAGUGUUCCAAGAGGACAUAGUUCUGAACCAGCGACCACUUAUGCAGCAAGACUUGUAAACAACAGGAGCUCACCCCAGGCUGAGCCUGAGAGCAACAGCAUGAAACGGAGACUUUCUACUCCUCGUUCCUCAAUUUUGAAUGCCAAGACUCCGAGGUUGAGUAAUCAAGCAUUUGAAACUCGAGCUUAUAAAGAGGAUGAUGAAGAUGUCAUCAUCCUAGAAGAAAACAGUACUCCCAAGCCCGCCGUAGAGCAUAAUGCUGCAGCGAGACCAGAACAGAGUGACAUCGAGCAAAAUACUGUUCAGGAUCAGCCUAUGGGUGACUGCGAAUCUUGUGACCAGACGAGUUCAACAGGCACCUUGCCAUCCAGGUGUGAGCAAGCAACUGCUGUGGCCACCCAGACUGAAGUCCCAGGCCUGGUGGUUAAAAAGGAAGAAACUAUUGAAGAUGACGUCAAUUCAAGAAACGAUACGGCUGCACCGCCAUCCUGUGUGGAAGCUGAAGCGAAGGCACAGGAGGCGCCAGAGACCUUUGAUAAAGCUGUGGGUGAUGCUGGGUGCCAGAUAAAUGAACUGAGAAAUGAGCUGCUGCUAGUUUCCCAAGAAAAAGAAGAUUAUAAAAGACAAUGUCAUGUGUUCACUGACCAAAUCAGGCUGUUACAACAGAGGAUACUAGAAAUGAAUGACAAAUACGUGAAGAAGGAAACUUGCCAUCAAUCUACUGAAACCGAUGCUGUGUAUUUACUUGAAAGUAUUAAUGGCAAAUCUGAAAGUGUAGACCACAUGGUAUCUCAGUAUCGGCAAGCUCUGGACGAAAUAGAAAGGCUAAAAAAACAGUGCAGUGCUUUGCAGCACGUUAAGCAUGAAUGUAGUCAGUGUUCCAAUAAUGACAGUAAGAGCGAGGUGGAUGAAAUGGUUGUGCAGCUUGAUGAUGUAUUUAGACAGCUGGACAAGUGCACUGUUGAGAGGGACCAGUAUAAAAGUGAGGUUGAAAUACUGCAAAUGGAGAAAUCACAAAUUCGUUCACAGUGUGAAGAACUGAAAACUGAAAUUGAACAAUUAAAAUCUGCAAAUGAACACAGAGGAACAGAUGUUUCAACUUCCAGUACUAUCGAAGAGUCUGUAAAUUACGCUGAUGGGGAAAGCUUCAAACUGCGAUCUCUCCGAGUUAAUGUGGGACAACUGCUGGCCAUGAUUGUACCUGACCUCGAUCUGCAGCAAGUGAAUUACGACGUUGAUGUCGUCGAUGAGAUUUUAGGACAAGUUGUUGAACAAAUGAGUGAAAUCAGUAGUUCUUAG